This is a messenger RNA of Neospora caninum, 1371 nucleotides long. RefSeq lists its product as hypothetical. The record is from RefSeq and is a predicted model, not a curated record. Gene Ontology annotation, biological process: amino acid transmembrane transport. Gene Ontology annotation, molecular function: amino acid transmembrane transporter activity. Lineage: Eukaryota; Apicomplexa; Conoidasida; Eucoccidiorida; Sarcocystidae. The transcript is spliced from 6 exons. The coding region runs from base 1 to 1371 and encodes 456 amino acids.
AUGACCACGGGAAGGGCAGAUGCCGACGAUGACAUGACGGAAUUAAAAACUGGUAUUCUUUCCAUCGAGGCAGCUGGCGAGGCGAACACACGAACAGGCACCUGCAGUAAUUAUGGGUUGAAAGGUCUAUCUCCUCGGCGACUCGAGACGAAAAAGUCGGGUCUUUCGUGGACGGCAGCAAUCAUUCUGAAAUCCUUCAUAGGUGGCGGAUUUCUCUUCCUCCCUCACGUGUUUAUGCGAGGCGGGCUCAUUCUUUCCUUUCUCAUCUUUUCCCUUGUCUUCGCAGCGGCGCUCUAUUGCAUGAUUUUGCUGGUUCGGUGCUGCAGACCCGGAGUCACGAAUACAUACGAAGAACUUGCUGAGCAGACAUAUGGCAAACGGGCACGGCGAAUGGUUGAGUUUUGUGUCGUCAUAUCUCAGUUGGCGUUUUCAACUGUCAAUAUCGUGUUGGCUGCGGGGAAUAUAAGAGAUGUCAUUUGGACAGCAAGUGGGUGUGACCCGAAAUUCGAAAUACCCACGCGGGUGCUACUCUGGGUGGGGGCUGUGGCCUAUGUGCCACUGUGUCUUAUCAGGCAGAUGAAACACCUUGCACCCAUAGCUUUUAUCGCCAAUGUUGGAACAGGCGUGGGAAUCAUCAUGUUGUUGGCUGCCCUGGGAUUCGAGCUAGCCGCCAGAAAGGAACCCGUGGAGAUCACCUUGUUCGACUGUCGAAAUUUCCCUCUCGUGUUGGGAACGGUCAUAUACAUGUGGGAAGGUACUGGCCUGGUGCUUCCGAUUCGAGACAACGCGACGAAAAAGGUGCAGGAGAGCUUCCCACGAGUUUUGUCACUAUGUCUAGGAGCGCUUUUCCUGACCUACACGGGGUUUGUCAUUUACGCGAAUUUCACGUUUGGCGUGCGUUUGGAAUCCGUAGUCCUCUUUAAUCUACCUGCCAACAUCCUGGGGGUCAGCGUGCAGGCGGUCGUCGCUUUUGCAAUUUCGUCGUCGGUGCCCUUGAUGAUGUUCCCUGCAUCGGCCAUCGUUGAGCACCGGUUGCUCAGUCGUUUUAAAUUUUCUUCGUGGACAUAUAAAAUUGCAGUGUGCAGCACCUUGCGGAUACUCUUGGUUGUCCUUAUCCUGGCGGCGGCGACAGUCGGCUUACAGCAGAUCGACAACUUUGUUGCCCUCAUUGGAGGCGCGUGCGGCGCUCCACUCACCUUUGUGUUUCCUACUCUUCUUCACAUGAAGCUGCAUCCUGAUGAACCAAAACUAAGGAGAUUCUUUCACUCCCUCAUCGUCGUCGGAGGACUUGGGGUCCAAAUAUUCUCGAUCUAUUGGACAGUUACUUCCUGGCGCGGGAUCACCGAGUUCCCCGCCAGGUGUAGCGCUUGA